GUGGUUCUGUACUGUGGUUUGAUACUCGCGCGGGGAAACGUAUGUGUUUGUCCUCCGAGUUUGCAUCUGGUAUCAUCCCAGAUCCCCAUGUCAUUGCUGGCGGCAGAGAGACAAGAGAGGAAAGAGUGAAACUUUGGAGUAAACCAAGCUCAAAACGCUUGCUUCUCCCACCUGUUUGUCAUUAUCUCCGCCUAAAAAGCCACUCCUUCCAAGCAGGUGCUUUUGGUCAUUCUCCAUUGAUUCAGGCAAGAGCCAAUGCACAAUACCCAUCGACGGAAGACUGAAGCAUGCCUCCUCAUCGACCCAUCAUCAGAUCUGAUGAAGGCUUUGUCCAUUUGGGCUUUCAAAAGCUGGACGACAAGAAUUUCCGUGCAAUUCUCAUGAAGCUUCGGACUCCUUGCCGUGAACGUCGUCCGCGGAAAUGCCGUCGGUUGAAUUCCAUUGGUCACAUUCUCUCCAUGCUGCCAAGCAAAGUGGUGUAUUUCAAUGUCGUGGGAAACAAAAGAAUAGGAGACGCCGGCACGGAGCACUUGCACCUCCUUCCCAACACUGUGACAGACUUGGACUUGUCGGAUUGCGGUAUCACAGUACAAGGUAUAAGGAAUAUUUGUGAGUAUAUGAAGACUAACACAUCCAUUCAACGCCUCAUCAUGUGGGGCAACGCCGUUGGCGACGAGGGUGCUGGUUUGAUUGCUGAUAUGUUGCGUGAAAACAAGACGUUACGCAUCCUCUGUAUCAUGGGUAGCAGGAUUGGCGUUGAAGGUUUCAGUCACAUUUCUCGUGGAUUGGCCCACAACAAGACUCUGGAGACCAUAUUCCUUGGGAACGACCAAAAGGUGGGAGACGAGCAUAUUCGAAGACUGUGUCCUGGUUUAGCCGUGAACCAAGGUCUGAAGAUUUUGGAUCUAGGUGGAGCGGGAGUGACCAACAAGGGCUUGGAACCCAUUGAGGUAGCUCUUCGCGAGAACUAUCAUCUCAGGAACAUUCGAUUGAACCAGCCCAUGCAUGAAGAAGAUUACAUCAAGUUAGGACCCGGUACCACAUGGCGGAAGAUAUGCUCUUGGAUGGCACUGAAUGGUCUCAAUCGGAAAGUCCUGCUUCAAGAUGAAGAUGUAUCGAUGUCAAAGUGGCAUGAGAUUCUUCUCAACGCUCACAAAGGCAGAAAUGUCAAUGCUCUUUUCUAUUUUCUUCGGUGUAAGCCGGAACUGUGCCAAACCUUUGCUUCCUUCGAAGCCGGAGAGUGUUGAAGUGAUUUUUACAUGACGAAUGCAGCCAUGGCAGACAGUUACCAAUUUCUAUUUUGAGAAGGGCUGCUUUGAGCGCCCGCUGAAUUGGUUCCACCAAGUCUGUUCAAGAUCAGGCAUCAGAUUGAUAGCAAAUUCAUUCGAAUUAACUUAUAAAUUACAUUUCCCCGGGAGCCGGAGGGGCUAUG
This is a messenger RNA of Seminavis robusta, 1432 nucleotides long. Lineage: Eukaryota; Bacillariophyta; Bacillariophyceae; Naviculales; Naviculaceae. The record is from the annotation of a GenBank genome assembly.